ACACCGUCUCCCUUGAAUUAAUUAUUCAAGACGAAAAGGGCGAUCGUAUUCAUGCGACUGUUGGUCGGUCUCUUAUACGUAUGUUCAAACCAAAGAUACAAGAAUUGGGUUUGUACUUUAUGAAGAACUUUGUGGUUGGACCAAAUUAUAUGAAACUUAAAUACACGCGGCAUAAAUUGAAGUUGGCAUUUACUCAUAAGACGAUUGUAGAGGAAGCAAAUGAUCAUCUUUUUGGUAUGAGUAUCUUCGACUUAAAACCUUAUGAGUAUUUGAUAAACAAAAUUGAUGUUGAAGAAAGUGAACUCUUCGAUGUCAUUGGAGAGGUUGUAAGUUAUGGUGAAGUAGAAUCCCAUAACCAAGGUGAUAAAAAAAGCGCUUAUAUGAAUGUGGAACUUGAAGAUCAUGAGAGGAAUAAUAUCUCGGCAACAUUUUGGGGAGAAUUCGUUGACCAAAUCUUGCCUCAUUUAGAGGGAUCACUCUAUCAGCCGGUCAUAGUUGUUAUGCAGUUGAUAAAAGCUCACAAAUUUCAAGGCAAAUAUUCUGUGCGUAAUACUUGGCAUGUCUCAAAGCUCUGGAUUAACCCGGAUCUUCCUCAAGCUGUUGAUUUUAAGUCCAGAUUGGCAAGUGUGAAUGAAGCUAACUCUGCCAGGAUCAGUCAAAUACCUUCUCAGCGUAGUUAUUCUGUUUCUGAUAAGUUGGCUACUGGAACGGUAGAAGUUAAAACUAUUAGAGAAUUGGUCAACUGCAUGGAGGAAGGACAUAUUUGGAUUGUUGCGACUGUAGUGAAUCUUCUACUUGAGAAAGAAUGGUCAUAUUUGGGGUGCAAGAAAUGCUCGAAGAAGGUUGACAAAAUUGGAAAUAAAUUUCACUGCAAGAAAUGUGAUCGCCUUGAUAGUUCUGCCACUCAUAGGUACAAGCUUCGAGUACAAGUAAUGGAUCACACUGGCUUUAUAUCUUUGUUGCUUUGGGAUCGUGAAGCAACAAGGUAGAGCUAUUGGUGGACUGCAAAUAAGCUUGAGAACAAGAACCAGAUAAAGGACCUAAAACAUGCCUGGUACAAUCAUUCAAGGUCAUCAACUCAAGAUAAUCUGAGCAGUGUGCCUUCAGAUUCACAAGAAACAAAUUAGGGACCUGAUCCCUUGGUGUUCCCCUGACAGAAAUAUAAGUCAACUAUAUAGCUGGAAAGCAACUACACAAAGUGACUGCCUGUAACUGUACAUGCAACAGUGCAGCAGACAGUGCAGUAGUCACUUCCCAUUGGGAAAAGGCAUGUACUAACCAAGAAUUUACAUCACCAUUAUGAUGUCUUUUGUAGUAUAACAACCUGGUGCAAGGCACAAGAUAUUCAAUUGAGCAUUUUUAGUGAUAUUCUUUCAAGUGCUAGAAACACCUCUCUCAAGAACAAAGCGGUUGCAACCUCAAGGACCAGAUCCAAAGAUUGAAGAUAUCUUAAGUCCUUAGGUUUGUUGAGACUUUGUUAUUUGUUCUUCACUGUAAAUCCUAUCUUGCUUUAUUAGAAGCUUUGUUUUAGGAAACUCAAAAUCAUAAACCAUCUGAGUUUGUGUUGUGACUAGAGUUAGUCAUAAGUUGAAGUCUAUGUAACUAGUGAGUGACAAAGUGGCUUGUGAUAAGCAUAUUACAAGUUAGAGUGAUUGAAGUCUUUGUAACUAGUGAGUGACAAAUUGGCUUGUGAUAAAUGUAUUAUAAGUUAGAGUGAUUGAAGUCUUUGUAACUAGUGAGUGACAAAGUGGAUUGUGAUAAGUAUAUUACAAGUUAGAGUGAUUGAAAUCUUUGUAAAGAGCCAUUACAAAGUGGCUUGUAAUAGUGUAGUUACAAGUUAGAGAAGUUGAAAACCUACCAGUGUAGGUCG
Molecule: messenger RNA, 1870 nt
Organism: Nicotiana tabacum (common tobacco)
Lineage: Eukaryota; Viridiplantae; Streptophyta; Magnoliopsida; Solanales; Solanaceae
Source: RefSeq, a predicted model, not a curated record